Mesorhabditis spiculigera is the source of this 1320-nucleotide messenger RNA. The record is from the annotation of a GenBank genome assembly. NCBI's taxonomy places the organism in Eukaryota, Metazoa, Nematoda, Chromadorea, Rhabditida, Rhabditidae.
AUGUACUCUGAGCUUGUCGAAUCGCAGCGUGAAUAUUUCAAAUCCGGGGCUACGCUAUGUUUGGAAAAGCGGAAGGAGACGUUGCAAAAGGUGAAAGAGAUGCUGCAGGAGAAUAAGGAAAAGCUGUCAAAGGCCAUUUAUGCAGAUUUGCAUAGGGAUGGCGGUUUAGAGGUAGAUAAGACUGUAGAAGAAGCUGAUUUGGCUAUUCGGAAGCUGGAUGAAUGGGCAAAGCCGAUCCCGUUCGCAAACGGCGAGCGAUUUGUCGAUGGAGAAGACGAUCUAUUUAUGGUACCUGAACCGCUUGGCGUCGUGCUGGUCAUUUCUCCAUGGAACUACCCCUGCAUUUGUUCGGCGCCAUUCAUCUCUGCGCUGGCUGCUGGAAAUACUGCGAUUCUCAAACCUUCCGAAAUUGGCGCACAUUUCGCUGCUGCUAUUGCCGAAGCUGCUGAGGGACGAUUUGAUAAGAGAUUAUUCGCGGUCGUCCAGGGCGGCGUACCGGAAACGACCGAAUUGCUGAAGGAGCACUUCGAUCAUAUUUGCUAUACCGGAAAUCCAGGAGUGGCCAGAAUCAUAAUGGCGGCCGCGGCAAAAAAUCUCACGCCGGUUACUUUGGAAUUGGGUGGGAAAAACCCGGUUUUGGUGACGGAAACGGCAGAUCUCGCCGAUGCCGCAAAGAAGAUUGUUGUCGGAAAAGUGGCGAAUUGCGGGCAAAUUUGCUUGGCGCCGGAUUAUAUCCUGACAACCCCGGAAACCAAAGAUUCCUUGGUGAAAGAGCUUGUGAACGCUUUUGAAUCUUACGGCACCCUUGCUGCUAAUCAAGAAAAUGCACGUAUCGUCAAUCAGAACCACUACGACCGCCUUAACCGUGUGCUUGGCGCAUCGAAAGGCCAUGUCCUCUAUGCAAACCAAGAAAAAGCCGACCGAGAGGAAAAAUUCUUCCCGCCACGAAUCCUGGAGGUCGAGGAUGGGGAUGCCUUGCUCAAGGAAGAGCUCUUCGGACCCAUUCUCCCGAUUCUAACUGUUGAUUCGUUUGACAAGGCUGUGCGUUACAUUCAGGACCACGACAAGCCGCUUGGAGCUUAUGUAUUUACUAAGGAUGAAGAGCAAGCGAAACGAUUUAUUAAGCUAACGUCAAGUGGUGGAGUGUCGGUCAAUGAUGUGAUGAUCCAGGGCUCAACUCGCCUAAUGCCUUUCGGUGGUGUCGGCAACUCCGGAAUGGGCCGGAUCAAAUGCGAAUGGGGCUUCAGAACCUUCUCUCAUGAAAAACCAGUCGUGAUCAGAAACAAACUCGGACCGAAGGUCAAACCACUUGUCGGAUUC